This is a messenger RNA of Patella vulgata (common limpet), 2395 nucleotides long. Its product is annotated as neurogenic locus notch homolog protein 1. Lineage: Eukaryota; Metazoa; Mollusca; Gastropoda; Patellidae. The transcript is spliced from 14 exons. Gene Ontology annotation, biological process: anatomical structure development. The record is from RefSeq and is a predicted model, not a curated record. The coding region runs from base 136 to 1521 and encodes 461 amino acids. Gene Ontology annotation, cellular component: extracellular region; cell surface. Gene Ontology annotation, molecular function: signaling receptor binding.
CCAGGUAACAACAAAGAACAAUCGUUAUAAUUUAUCUGGCAACAAAUAUAGGAAGAGUACCUUUAAUGCAAAAUAUUUUUGUAUAUAAUACAACCCUGGAAAUCAGUUUUCAGCUUUUGACAAGAAGUUUUCAAAAUGUUUCAGGUCACGUGUAAUAUUGUAGUGGUGUUAUUUAUCAUACCUGGGUGGAUAUCAGUUUUAGAUGGAGUUGAAGUUCAACUAGCGAUACCAUGCAAUAAAACGUGUUUACACGGCGGUCGGUGUGAUAUAACUCCAGAUCCAACGUGUUCAGGUUCGGGUUAUAAACAAAUAUGUAACUGUCCAUCAUCUUACACAGGAGAAUUCUGUGAGAAUGUCCUCAUCAAAGUGGAAUGUGAUAAACUUUGUCAGAAUGGCGGUCGAUGUGUGGUUAAUUUUAAAUAUGACGGAUGUACAACUGCUUACUCAUCUUGCGUGUGCCCCAAAUACUAUUAUGGAGAUUUGUGCGACAUUUUUAGAACUGAUCCUAUAUGUGAUCCUCCAUGCACAGCAGGUCAGGGCGAAUGUGUUGUCCUACGAAAUUCACAGUUAGCACCUCACUUGACUGAUCGAGCCUACUGUAACUGUUCAAUGUCGGCUACCGGAUAUUACUAUGGAAACCAAUGUCAACAUUAUCAAGAAAAAGGAUUGUGUAACCCGCCAUGUCGCAAUGGAGGGGAAUGUAAUUACAGGGGUAUGUGUAUUUGUCCACAAGACCCAAAAGGAUAUUCAAGGGAUUGCAGGGAAUUUGACCCAGUAUGUAAUCCUGCCUGUCAGAAUGGUGGAACAUGUUAUUACGGUUCUUGUGGAUGUACAAGUACAGAUCAAGGGUAUUAUAACGGCUCCGCAUGUGAACAGUUUCAAAGCAACAUAUGUAAUCCUGCCUGUCAGAAUGGUGGAACGUGUAACAGAGGUUCUUGUCAAUGUACACCUACAGAUCAAGGGUAUUAUUACGGCUCUGCAUGUGAACAUGUUGACUUAUGUAAACCUGCCUGUCAGAAUGGUGGAAAAUGUUAUAGAGGUUACUGUCAAUGUACAAUUACAGCUCAGGGGUAUUAUUACGGCUCUGCAUGUGAAAAGUUUAAAAUCUUACUAAGUGUAUGUAGUCCCCCAGGUGAAAAUGGCAGUGUGUGUCUAGAUGGUUCCUGUCAAUGUAAUGUAAAUGGUUCGAAUUGUUUUACCGUGGAAGAAUGCGUGGGUGGCUGUUUAAAUGGAGGUACAUGUGAUUAUAGAGGUAAAUGUAAAUGCCUAAUGGAAUACACAGGUGUCAAUUGUGAAACAUAUACAGAGUGUCCAUGUCUAAAUAACGGACGGUGCGUUGAUGACGAGUGUCAAUGUGCGACAAAUGAAACUGGAAAAUUCAUGGGAAACCUUUGUAGUAACUUCACCUUUUAUUAUCCGUGUUACCCGUCAGUUCUGAAUGGUGAAUUGUGUUCAGCGGGUACUAUUUACUAUCCCUACGACGGUAUUUCCAUGGUGAUCAAUGUGAGAAGUACAGUUUAAAAGACUGUGGCAGUAGUUGUCUAGAGCCAGAAGUGUGUUUAGAGGAGGGUUGUAGCUGUCCGUACAACACAACAGAGCGUUACCUCACCUAUACAAAUGAAAAUGGCAGAUGUAAUGGAACACGAUAUCUGUAGGUGAAAAUGGGUAUUUAUAGCAUUUUUCGGACAACGAACCUAACUCCAGGAUAUUAGUGACUUUUUAAUGGUGUGCUAAACAAGAGGUAUGCGAAAACGAAAAUCAGUAUCCGUACCUUUUGAGAAAUUGGUCUUCAUGACUUCAAUCGUGCUCACAACGCAGAUAAGCCCCAAGUCGGAAUAAAUAAAUUCCAAUGAGAUUUUCUUCGUUCGUUCCUGGGUUUUAUGUCAACUUCCACCAAGGGUGAUAUCGUAGACAAGUGUUUCCUAAGAACUUGCCAGAGGAAGACACAAAAUAGGCUUGAUGCAUCUUUUUGGGGUAAAACAAAAUGUCUUUGUAGGGAAGCGCCUAAGGCGAAUGUCAUCCAAAGAAAGAAUGGGUGCGCAGUCUGGCCUGCUUUAACAUAAAUGCUACAAUAUUAGGUAUGGUAGUUAAAUUUAGGGUUGACCGUUAGUUGGGCCUUAGGGUCCGCCGCCUGUCCGACCUAGGGUCAGGGAUGCAUACAAUGCCGUGCUGUUAGCCUUAUGAAAAGAAACAUGCUACUUGUUUUGAACCAACUGGGCUAAUUAAAUGAAAUGAGGUUUAUAUUUCUGCACCAACUGGACUAAUGAAAAACGAUAUGCUACUCGAGAUAUCUAAUCCAAUCCAAACUGUCAGGCCUUUUUUCUGUGUACAUAGAACUAGAUUUAAAUAGACGCCAUUUUAUAACUAAAUUGCCUAAUUGUUUUAUUUCUUAACA